AUGGGUUGGGCUCGGCUUCGCGGUGAAAACUGGCACUGCCGAUGUGGAAGCAUCUCCAAAGCGAUGGCUGCCGAAAAAGAGCUGUCGGAAGUUGCUCAACGAGUCUUUGCUCUGUCCUUGCCAGACCAGCCGAGGGCUUCGCAAGCCGGCGUUAAGGGCCUGGCCCUUCCGGACGAAGGCUUCGUUCUCACGGCCUUGCGUUUGGCAGACGAUGCGGGAAGCCUCUUCGGCCGCCGACACUGGAUUUGGCAGUGGGGUCUUCUUUUCGCCGUGGAUCUGGACCUCUCCCUGAUCAGGUACACCUACAUGCAGUGGGAUGCAGCCUUCGCAUCCGGAACGGCAGCUAUGCUCAUCGAGGUGUGGGACUGGCUCACUUCGCUGGGCCUCUCGCAGGAGCCUUCGUUAUUUCUGCACAGCCGCGCGCAGCGGCUUGCAAAGGAGCUGGAGAGUGUGACGCCGCCCAAUCACCGGAAGGACGACAAGGACCGUUUCAGGGAGCUGCAGGGAGAGCUCCGACGUCGACUGGAGGCUUCCUCUCCUUCUGUAAGCUUGCUUCCGCCGCGUGAGUUCAUCCCCGGAAGUUUGUCAUCGGGGUGCUUGAGAAGCCUAGUUCUCUUGCAGUCACUUGCGAUGGCAAUGAAGGUGCUACUAGCGGUUGCUGUGCCCGCUGUCCUUGCAGCUACUGCAGAUGAAGAGGGCCAGCCUUUCGUGGACAUGCACAGGCUUGUUGGAAUCGAGUGCGGACAGGUACGCCUUGCCGCAUCCCAGGCAGAUUGGGCCCAGGAGUUGGCCGGUCUUCAGGAGGGAUCCUGCGAGUCAUUGGGCUUCACGGAGUCCCGUGGCAACAGAGAGGUCACCCUUCCUCUGAUUGGCAGCCUGGGUCUGGGUAUCUUCCGAAAGCCUGACGUGCUAGGAAUCGCACAACAAGUCGGUGAUCAACUCAACGGAAAGCCAGCCUCGCGAGGCUCGGCCUGCUGCACAACUUGUGCAGACCUGGAAGAGAAAUACGUCGCAGAGACCGCUGCAACCUGCCAGGAGGCUUGCUUGAGCAUUGCAAAGCGGAUGAUCCUCUCCGUGUCGGGCCUGCUGGAUCCCGCUUUCGUUCAAGCACAUGGCCGUGGAUGUCUCGAGCGUAAUUUUCCAGUUCUCAAUGCGACGCUCACGAAGGGCAUGGACCCAGCAUCCUUCAGCUGGGACGUCUACAGCCGGCCGCCGGCGAACACGGUGAUCCUGCGCAAGGUCGCCUUCGGAGUUUGUGGUCAGCUGCCCUUGUCCACGACCGAGGCCCAGGCUUCCGUGAAGCUUCCGAUUGGCCUCGAGGAGGGCAGCUGCGUUGCGGCUGGAUACGCAGAGGAUGCCGGAGAGCAGGAACUCCCGGGCUUGCCUGGCAAGAAGCUCGCUCUGUUCCGCAAGGCAGGAGACCUGGACGUCCUCGAUGGCCUGCACAUGGUUUUUGCUGCCCUGACGCAGGACACAGUGACCAUGUUCAAGGUAGCUGGCGACCUCUGCUCCGAGGCAUCCAUCGACAGGAAGUUUCAGUCACCACUGCAGAGCUUCGGGCAGUUUGAGCUGGGCUCAUGCAAGGAGCACGGUUACAGCAUGGCUGCUGGUUCCCAGUCCUUCAGCAUUCCGCUGGUCACAGAGAUGCAGGUUGCCCUCUAUCGGAAGGCAAUCCCAGGCGUCGGGAUCCUCGUCUGA
Messenger RNA from Symbiodinium necroappetens, 1698 nucleotides. Lineage: Eukaryota; Dinophyceae; Suessiales; Symbiodiniaceae. The record is from the annotation of a GenBank genome assembly.